GCCGCGGCCGCCCCCUGCACCGCCCGGCGCGCCCAGGUCGUGACCGGAGCAGGGGGCGCGGCCGCACUCGGACCCCGGAGCCCAUGGGCGCGCCGAGCCGGGCGCGGGGGCGCUGAGCGGCGGAGCGGGAGCGGCCGGAGGAGCCAUGGACUGCAGCCUCGUGCGGACGCUCGUGCACAGAUACUGUGCAGGAGAAGAGAAUUGGGUGGACAGUAGGACCAUCUACGUGGGACACAGGGAGCCACCUCCGGGCGCAGAGGCCUACAUCCCACAGAGAUACCCAGACAACAGGAUCGUCUCGUCCAAGUACACAUUUUGGAACUUUAUACCCAAGAAUUUAUUUGAACAAUUCAGAAGAGUAGCCAACUUUUAUUUCCUUAUCAUAUUUCUGGUGCAGUUGAUCAUUGAUACACCCACAAGUCCAGUGACAAGCGGACUUCCACUCUUCUUCGUCAUUACUGUCACGGCUAUCAAACAGGGUUAUGAAGACUGGCUUCGACAUAAAGCGGACAAUGCCAUGAACCAGUGUCCUGUUCAUUUCAUUCAGCACGGCAAGCUCGUUCGGAAACAAAGUCGAAAGCUGCGAGUUGGGGACAUUGUCAUGGUCAAGGAGGAUGAGACCUUUCCCUGUGACUUGAUCUUCCUUUCCAGCAACCGGGGAGAUGGGACGUGCCACGUCACCACCGCCAGCUUGGACGGAGAAUCCAGCCAUAAAACGCAUUACGCGGUCCAGGACACCAAGGGCUUCCACACGGAGGAGGAUAUCGGCGGACUUCACGCCACCAUCGAGUGUGAGCAGCCCCAGCCCGACCUCUACAAGUUUGUGGGCCGCAUCAACGUUUACAGUGACCUGAACGACCCCGUGGUGAGGCCCUUAGGAUCGGAAAACUUGCUGCUGAGAGGAGCUACGCUGAAGAACACUGAGAAAAUCUUUGGUGUGGCUAUUUACACGGGCAUGGAAACCAAGAUGGCAUUAAAUUACCAAUCGAAAUCCCAGAAGCGAUCCGCCGUGGAAAAAUCGAUGAAUGCGUUCCUCAUCGUGUACCUCUGCAUUCUGAUCAGCAAAGCUCUGAUAAACACUGUGCUGAAAUACGUGUGGCAGAGCGAGCCCUUUCGGGAUGAGCCGUGGUAUAAUCAGAAAACGGAGUCGGAAAGACAGAGGAAUCUGUUCCUCAGGGCGUUCACGGACUUCCUGGCCUUCAUGGUCCUCUUUAACUACAUCAUCCCCGUGUCCAUGUACGUCACGGUCGAGAUGCAGAAGUUCCUCGGCUCUUACUUCAUCACCUGGGACGAGGACAUGUUUGACGAGGAGACUGGCGAGGGGCCUCUGGUGAACACGUCAGACCUCAACGAAGAACUGGGACAGGUGGAGUACAUCUUCACAGACAAGACCGGCACCCUCACGGAGAACAACAUGGAGUUCAAGGAGUGCUGCAUCGAAGGCCACGUCUACGUGCCCCACGUCAUCUGCAACGGGCAGGUCCUCCCAGAGUCCUCAGGAAUCGACAUGAUUGACUCGUCCCCCAGCGUCAACGGGAGGGAGCGCGAGGAGCUGUUUUUCCGGGCGCUCUGUCUCUGCCACACCGUCCAGGUGAAAGACAAUGACAGCGUGGACGGCCCCAGGAAGUCUCCCGACGGGGGGACGUCCUGUGUGUACAUCUCAUCCUCGCCCGACGAGGUGGCGCUGGUCGAAGGUGUCCAGAGACUUGGCUUUACCUACCUGAGGCUGAAGGACAGUUACAUGGAGCUAUUAAACAGGGAGAACCACGUCGAAAGGUUUGAAUUGCUGGAAAUUUUGAGUUUUGACUCAGUUAGAAGGAGAAUGAGUGUAAUUGUAAAAUCCGCUACAGGAGAAAUUUAUCUGUUUUGCAAAGGAGCAGAUUCUUCGAUAUUCCCCCGAGUGAUAGAAGGCAAAGUUGACCAGAUCCGAGCCAGAGUGGAGCGGAACGCGGUGGAGGGGCUCCGAACUUUGUGUGUUGCUUAUAAGAGGCUGAUCCAAGAAGAAUAUGAAGGCAUUUGUAAACUGCUGCAGGCUGCCAAAGUGGCCCUUCAAGAUCGAGAGAAAAAGUUAGCAGAAGCCUAUGAGCAAAUAGAGAAAGAUCUUAUUCUGCUUGGUGCCACGGCUGUUGAGGACCGGCUGCAGGAGAAAGCUGCAGACACCAUCGAGGCCCUGCAAAAGGCUGGGAUCAAGGUCUGGGUUCUCACGGGAGACAAGAUGGAGACGGCCGCAGCCACGUGCUAUGCCUGCAAGCUCUUCCGCAGGAACACGCAGCUGCUGGAGCUGACCACCAAGAGGAUCGAGGAGCAGAGCCUGCACGACGUCCUGUUCGAGCUGAGCAAGACGGUCCUGCGCCACAGCGGGAGCUUGACCAGAGACAACUUCUCAGGACUCUCAGCAGAUAUGCAGGACUACGGCUUGAUUAUCGACGGAGCUGCGCUGUCUCUCAUCAUGAAGCCUCGCGAAGACGGGAGUUCCAGCAACUACAGGGAGCUCUUCCUGGAAAUCUGCCGGAGCUGCAGCGCAGUGCUCUGCUGCCGCAUGGCACCCUUGCAGAAGGCCCAGAUUGUUAAAUUAAUCAAAUUUUCAAAAGAGCACCCAAUCACGUUAGCAGUUGGCGACGGCGCAAAUGAUGUCAGCAUGAUUCUGGAAGCGCACGUGGGCAUAGGUGUCAUCGGCAAGGAAGGCCGCCAGGCUGCCAGGAACAGCGACUAUGCAAUCCCAAAGUUUAAGCAUUUGAAGAAGAUGCUGCUUGUUCACGGGCAUUUUUAUUACAUUAGGAUAUCUGAGCUCGUGCAGUACUUCUUUUAUAAGAAUGUCUGCUUCAUCUUCCCUCAGUUUUUAUACCAGUUCUUCUGUGGGUUUUCACAACAGACUUUGUACGACACCGCGUAUCUGACCCUCUACAACAUCAGCUUCACCUCCCUCCCCAUCCUCCUGUACAGCCUCAUGGAGCAGCAUAUUGGCAUCGACGUGCUCAAGAGAGACCCGACCCUGUACAGGGAUGUCGCCAAGAACGCCCUGCUGCGCUGGCGUGUGUUCAUCUACUGGACGCUCCUGGGACUGUUUGACGCGCUGGUGUUCUUCUUUGGUGCUUAUUUCAUGUUUGAAAAUACAACUGUGACGAGCAACGGGCAGAUAUUUGGAAACUGGACAUUUGGGACGCUGGUAUUCACUGUGAUGGUGUUCACAGUCACACUAAAGCUUGCGUUAGACACACACUACUGGACUUGGAUCAACCAUUUUGUCAUCUGGGGGUCGCUGCUGUUCUACGUCGUCUUUUCGCUUCUCUGGGGAGGAGUGAUCUGGCCAUUCCUCAACUACCAGAGGAUGUACUACGUGUUCAUCCAGAUGCUGUCCAGCGGGCCCGCCUGGCUGGCCAUCGUGCUGCUGGUGACCAUCAGCCUCCUUCCCGACGUCCUCAAGAAAGUCCUGUGCCGGCAGCUGUGGCCAACAGCAACAGAGAGAGUCCAGCAGAAUGGGUGCGCACAGCCUCGGGACCGCGACUCAGAAUUCACCCCUCUUGCCUCUCUGCAGAGCCCAGGCUACCAGAGCACCUGUCCCUCGGCCGCCUGGUACAGCUCCCGCUCUCAGCAGGUGACACUCGCAGCCUGGAAGGGGAAGGUGUCCGUGGAGCCCCCACCCGCCCUCAGCGGUUCCCGUCACCACUGCAGUUCCAGCCCGAGUCACAGCUGCCCUGGGUCCCGUGUUCAACUGCUUGUGUGAUGGAUGGUCCUAAGCCUGUGGAGACUGCACACGCCUCUUCCUGGCCCCCAGCAGGCAAGGAGGGGGGUCACAGGCCUUGCCCUCGAGUGUGGCACGCUGGCCGCCUGGACCCACCGCUGCAGUUGCUGAGCCACACUGGUGGCCCCCGGGCAUUCAGCUUGACUCAGAAGGGACAUCCUGCUGGCGCACCCUGUGUGCUGUCAUGCAGAGGCCAUUCCCCCAGGUCCAUGUCUUCACCCACCUACCAUCAUCCGCCUUUGUCGUCGCUGGGAGAGAAGAGCCGUCCAGGCCCCCAUGGUGGCCCACGUGUGGACAUCUGCUGCUGUUUCCUGCGUCCUUUCCUCGACAACCCUCCAAUCCUCGUGCUGUAGGAAGGGCCAGGUCACUCGGAUACCGUCAUCCCUGUGGACGCACGGCACGUCCUGCUCAUCUGGGAGCGGCUUCCCUGUGGUUCAGUCCAGGCCUGUGUGUCAGGGCUGGCUGAGUUUCGGUCUCCCUAUCAUCGCCUCGUGCAGAAAGCAGUGCCAUGUGGGAGGACAAGGCCACGCCAGUGGCUUCCAGCCCUGCAGCACAAGUGCCAGGAUGUCCAUCAGCCACUCACCAGAGCACGGAGCCGUCAGUCCACUGUUACAAGAGAAUGUUGAUUUCAUGGGUGCGAGGGCCAGGAGACAGAUACUUGAGUGUGAUGGGCAGACAUCCUCUGUCCCCGUGGAGCGGUCACCACCCAGGUGGUGUUGGUGCCCCAGAACCUGUCUCGGGCUGAUGGGGGCGGCCCACAGGACAUGGGGUGGAUCCCAGCAGGCAGCACCGCACCUCUGCCCGCUUCCCACACUGCAGCUCCGCCCGCCAGGCUCUGCAUCCCUUUGCCCCCACAUCCCCAUGUCCCCAUGCAGGGCUCUCCUUCGUCUUGGGAUUCUGUCCAGCGCUGCUCUGGGUGGGUUAGCAACCCAAGGGCUGCUGUGAUACAAAGUCCCUGUUGCUGUCUGUACUGGCAUUUCUAUUUCUGGAAAUAAUCUUUGACGUAGCCUUAAUGGUCCUUAAAGAAGACAUUUCAUUGUGAGGUUCGGUACUGCUGCCUUUCAGGAAAGUACCAGACGCUGGAGGAGGAGCCACGCUGGCCACGCCCGCCCGGAGCCAUGCUGGCCACGCCGUCAGAUGGGCUCCGGCCGGCAAAACCCAGAGGGUGUUUCCGAGGUGCUCGACGGUAGGUGUUUUGGAAGCUCAGAUUUCACCAUUUGAUUGUAUAAUCUUUUACCUGUACAAUAUUUAUUUGAACUGAAGGAUAAAUCGGCGGUAAGAACAGUGAACACAGUGGUCGGGAUAAACUAAGGUGACAGAUAAACACCACACCAAAGAUGAGGGUCGUGAGCAACCCGCUUGAGCAGACAGAACGGGGAGGACUCCACCCUGCCCCGAGGUCCUCGUGCGGCCGCCCUGGCUUGGCAGCCCUGCCCACGCUACCCCCGCAAACAACGGUGUGUGCAUUUUUACAGCCCUUUUUAAGAACCCAAUAUGGGCAUAUAUGUAAUACCUGUAUGGGGGGCAGAUUCUCUGUAUGUUCAGUUAACAAAUUAUUUGUAAUGUAUUUUUUUAGAAAUCUAAAAAUUGCCUUUGCACUGAAGUAUUUUCAUAGCUGUUUAUAUCUCUUUUAUUCAUUUAUUUAACAUAUUGUCUAAUUUUAAAAAUAGGUUUUUAAAGCUUUCAUUUUUAAGUUUAUGUAAUUUUGGCCACUUUACAUUUAGAUUCUGGUGAGAGUUUUGACUGAAUGUUCCAAUCUCUGAUGAAUGUGAAUUUUCAGAUUUGAUUUUAUUCUCUACACACACCUCUUCCUUUCUUGGUAUUUCUGGUGGCAGUGAUUAGUUCAACAGUAUAUUUAAGGUACGAUAAUUUGCUAUACUUUUUCUUUACAAUUUGUUGCAAUUUCCUCUGCUUUCUGUGUUUCAUUGUUAAUUUCCAUCCUUCAGCCUUAAAAAUAGAAGAUUCUCAUGUGAAGGUUUAGUAAGCUGGGUCCCAGCUCUGCCUGUGUGGAGAUAGUCACCAUGUACCUCUGACAACAAGUCUUAGUGUGAAAGUCACUAAACUUUUGCACACUCCCAAACGUCUUUUAAAAAAUUGCUUGGGAAAUUAUUAAAUGAAUGUACCUGAUCAUUUGAAAUCGAUAAGGGGCAUGAGAUAAAAACUAAAAGUAUGAGAAGACUCAGUGAGCGACACGGCAGGGUUUGCACACAAUUUUCCACCUCACAGUAGUUAGUAUUUACUUGCCUUAAACUAACUUUGAAGCAAGUAAUGUCAACUUUGAGCACUCUGUCGAGUUUUGAAAAUCUUAUUUGCUGCUGCACAGGUUAAUAAAUUGACAAUUUGUAAUUCAG
Molecule: messenger RNA, 6093 nt
Organism: Rhinopithecus roxellana (golden snub-nosed monkey)
Lineage: Eukaryota; Metazoa; Chordata; Mammalia; Primates; Cercopithecidae
Gene: ATP11A
Product: ATPase phospholipid transporting 11A
Exons: 29
Coding region: 146-3724 (1192 amino acids)
Biological process (GO): phospholipid translocation
Cellular component (GO): plasma membrane; endoplasmic reticulum; recycling endosome
Molecular function (GO): magnesium ion binding; ATP binding; ATP hydrolysis activity
Source: RefSeq, a predicted model, not a curated record